AAGAAAAAAGAGAAAAAAAAACACGGAAUCCCGGAAUCUCCAAAGUUUAUUCUAGAAACGACCCACUAGUCCCACCACCGUUAAUCUCUCUGUUUCUCUGCAGCCCCAAAAAAAGCAUAGACCUGAGUAAUAAUAAUCAAGGUCUCGUUCAAAAACAAGACGAAAACAAGACCCAAUUCCCAUCUUCUGCCACCUGUUUCAUCUCAACUACCCAAGAAAGUUCCCAUGUGGCCAUGUUUCUUUUCCUUUAAAACAAUCCUCUCUUUUUUUUUUAUGAUUAUUAUUUAUUGCAUGAUCAAAUAAAAUUCAAUACCCUUUGUUUUUCUAUCUUUGAUUCCUACGGUCAACUCCAGUUACUAUAAGUAUGUCUCCUCUCUUCUUCUACGCCACUUGUUAAAUUGAACUCUUACCUUUUUACCUUAACCCCUUUUCAAUGAAUUCUAAUUCUUCUUCUUUUCUGAAUCACAACAAUAACAACCACAACUCUUCCCUCCAAAACAACAACAGCAGCAACACAGAGGAUCCUUGCUUUGAUCCUUGUUCUGGAGUGGGUUUCGGGUCUCGGGUUGUGAUGGAUUCGAAUUCAACUUUGAAAAACUCCAACACCAAACCUAAGGUUGUGUAUGGUACCGCUGGCUAUAUCCUCGAGGAUGUUCCGCAUUUAUCUGAUUACAUUCCUGAUCUUCCAACAUACCAUAAUCCUUUGCAAGACAACCCUGCUUACUCAGUAGUUAAGCAGUAUUUUGUGCAUGUUGAUGACAGCGUUCCUCAGAAGAUUGUUGUUCACAAAGAUAGUGAAAGAGGGGUACAUUUUCGGCGUGCUGGACCUCGUCAAAGGGUGUACUUUGAAUCAGAUGAUGUUCAGGCUGCCAUUGUUACAUGUGGGGGUCUGUGCCCUGGGCUCAACACUGUGAUUAGGGAAUUAGUGUGUGGCUUACACCAUAUGUAUGGCGUGAAGAAAGUUCUGGGAAUCGAUGGAGGAUACAGGGGCUUCUAUGCUCGCAAUACAAAAACCUUAACUCCUAAAAGUGUGAAUGAUAUACAUAAGCGUGGGGGAACUAUCCUUGGUACAUCACGAGGUGGACAUGACACCAAUAAGAUCGUUGACAGUAUUCAAGAUCGGGGAAUCAAUCAGGUUUAUAUAAUUGGAGGAGAUGGAACUCAGAGGGGUGCAUCUGCAAUUUUUGAGGAAGUCAGAAGGCGUGGUCUCAAAGUUGCAGUUGUUGGAAUCCCCAAAACCAUAGAUAAUGACAUCCCGGUUAUUGAUAAGUCCUUUGGCUUUGACACUGCUGUUGAGGAGGCUCAACGUGCUAUAAAUGCAGCACAUGUUGAAGCUGAAAGUGUUGAGAAUGGUAUAGGUGUUGUCAAGCUGAUGGGUCGAUAUAGUGGAUUUAUUGCAAUGUAUGCUACUCUUGCAAGUCGAGAUGUGGACUGUUGCUUAAUUCCAGAGUCACCCUUUUACCUUGGAGGUCCUGGUGGACUUUUUGAAUAUAUAGAGAAAACACUCAAAGAAAAUGGGCACAUGGUUAUUGUGAUUGCUGAAGGAGCAGGACAGGAACUUCUUUCGGAGAGCAUGCAAUCUGGGAACAAACAGGAUGCUUCUGGAAACAAACUUCUUCAAGAUGUUGGGCUAUGGAUAUCCCAAAAGAUUAAGGAUCAUUUUGCUAAAGAGAAGACAUUGGCCAUAACUCUCAAAUAUAUAGAUCCAACCUAUAUGAUCCGAGCUGUUCCAAGCAAUGCUUCUGACAAUGUGUACUGCACCCUUCUUGCUCAAAGUGCUGUUCAUGGAGCAAUGGCAGGAUAUACUGGCUAUACAAGUGGACUUGUCAAUGGAAGACAAACUUAUAUACCCUUCUAUAGAAUCACCGAGAGACAGAACCACGUAGUUAUAACUGAUAGAAUGUGGGCUAGGCUUUUAUCUUCAACAAAUCAACCAAGCUUUUUGGGUGCUAAGGAUGACAAUGAAGACAAGAAGGGAGGAGAACCAUUGGACCAGUUGCAGGAUGGACAUUGUUCAGAUGUCACUUUGGUGAAUAAAGAAAUCAACUACACUCUUCGCACAGCUUGCUAGAUGUUAUUGUCAUUUUGCUAUACUUUAUCAUACAUUAUAAGCAGUAUAUGAGCUAUCUUUUUUGCCCUUCUAUGUAAUGUUCGUAAGAUGGCUGUGGAAAACUCAGCCUCAUGACCAAAGAUAUUGAGUUAGUAUAUUUCGUCUUGUAAA
Messenger RNA from Gastrolobium bilobum, 2221 nucleotides. Its product is annotated as ATP-dependent 6-phosphofructokinase 3-like. NCBI's taxonomy places the organism in Eukaryota, Viridiplantae, Streptophyta, Magnoliopsida, Fabales, Fabaceae. Gene Ontology annotation, biological process: glycolytic process; fructose 6-phosphate metabolic process. Gene Ontology annotation, molecular function: 6-phosphofructokinase activity; ATP binding. Gene Ontology annotation, cellular component: cytoplasm. Bases 434 to 2071 code for a protein of 545 amino acids. The transcript is spliced from 13 exons. The record is from RefSeq and is a predicted model, not a curated record.